Symbiodinium natans is the source of this 3399-nucleotide messenger RNA. Lineage: Eukaryota; Dinophyceae; Suessiales; Symbiodiniaceae. The record is from the annotation of a GenBank genome assembly.
AUGGAGCAUGACUUCAAGUUCUUCGGAGGCUCCCUGGGAUGUGCCGAGGGCGAGAAGCUCACACGAGGCUUCGAGUACGCCAAGCAGCAUGGGCUCCCAGUGGUCGUCAAGUGCGCAAGCGGUGGAGCGCGGAUGCAUGAGGGCACUUUGUCCCUGAUGCAGAUGGCCAAGGUUUCCUGCGCCGUUUCCGCCUUGGCCUCGGCGGGCUUGCCCUUCAUCACUCUCCUUGUGGACCCCUGCUAUGGAGGCGUAAGCGCCUCGUACGCCAUGCAGGCCGAUGUGCGGAUUGGCGCAGAGCGGGGCCGAUUGGGGUUCUCCGGGCCGCAAGUGAUCCUGAACACACAGUUCGGCAUGCAUCAGUCGGCCUACGAUCGCGAGUGCCCGGAGGAUUUCCAGAGCAACGAGUUCGGAAUGCGUCAUGGUAUGGUGGACUUGGUGGUGCCCCCAGAAGAAAUGGAGUCCAUCGCUUGGCAGGUGCUGUCCGUGCUGGCAGCGAAGCCACAGCAGGCUCCCUCAACCUCCCUGUCGAUCACACAGUUCGAGUGUGGGAACCCAGUCUACGUGAACUCGCGCCUCCUCAACCGCUACGACUCCUCGGACAUUCUCAAGGAGCUCGCGGUCCGCUUCAUCGACCUCGGUGGCGACGGCAAGGGCCCCAAUGGCCUGGACAGGUGCCUGCGCUGCGGCCUCGCCACACUGCAGAGCGGCCGCAGCGUCGUGGUCAUGCGCUGCUGCAAGGGUCACACUCCCACAGAGAGAGAGCAUCACAACCACGCGAUGCCCACGCCUGCUGGCUACAGGACGGCCUUGCGGUUCUUCGACCUCGCGGAGCGCUUCAACCUCCCCGUGGUCACCUUGGUGGACACAGUCGGAGCCUGGCCUUCCUUCGCAGCGGAGACGGCGGGCCAGAGCGAGGCCAUCGCCACGAACCUGACCAAGAUGGGCGGCCUGAAGGUGCCGAUUGUGACCAUCAUCGUCGGGGAGGGCGGCUCGGGGGGUGCUUUGGCCAUCGCCAUGGGCAACAAGAUUGGGAUGCUGUCUCAGGCCUAUUACUCGACCAUCACGCCUGAAGGGGCGGCCUCCAUCUUAGGGAGGUACAAGGAUGAUGACCACAAGAAGGUACAGUUCCCGGAGGACUGCUUGGCCUUGGCUUCCAAGCAGAACAUCUAUGCCCCGCAGUUGAAAGAGCUGGGCGUCAUCGACGAGGUGAUCUGGGAGAAGGAGGGCGAGGACUGCAAGUCUUUCCCUGGGACGAUGGGCAACAUCAGCGCCUUUGUGGAGGCAAGUCUCCAGGAGCUUGCUGCGUUGGACUCGGGGAAGCUUGUGGAGCAACGCUACCAGAAGUUCCGGAGCAUGGGGAAGUUCAAAGAGUACAGCCCUCAAGAGAGGGAGGCCCUCACCUCGGAGGAGAAGGGCAAGAAGCAGCGCGUUGUGCCGACGCCUCCGAAGAUCCUCCACUUCCUCACGGAGAGGACGCUGAAGGGAGCCCACUCCUUCUUCAAGGGCAAGGGCCCCAGCGACUGCCCACGCAGCUGCUUCCUGAAGGUGGAGCCCGAAGCUGCUGCGAAGCCCGAGCGCAACGCGAAGCAGAUCCUCGACGAGGAGGGGCCAGAAGCCAUGGCAAGGUGGGUGCGCGCCACUUCGAAGGAGCGAGUGCUGUUGACGGACACGACGCUGCGCGACGCGCACCAGUCUCUGGUGGCGACGCGCAUGCGGACAGCCGACAUGCUCAAAGCCGCCCCAGAGAUGAGCAAACACCUGCACCAGUACUUCUCCCUGGAGUGUUGGGGUGGUGCCACCUUCGACGUCGCAUACCGGUUCCUGCAUGAGGACGCCUUCCGGCGCCUCGAAGAGCUCCGGGCCGCGAUCCCCAACAUUUGCACGCAGAUGCUGCUGCGGGGCGCCAACGGAGUCGGCUACAAGUCCUACCCUGACAACGUCGUCGAGGAGUUCGUUCGCCAGGCUGCGACUUCAGGGAUGGAUGUGUUCCGCAUCUUCGAUUGCUUCAACGACAUUGAGCAGAUGAAGGUCUCCAUUAACGCGGUGCGUAAGAUGAACAAGGUGGCCGAGAUUGCCAUGUGCUUCACAGGAGACUUCCUGAGCCCAGAUGAGAAGAUCUACACGCUCGACUACUACAAGGAGCUUUGCAAGAAGUGCGUUGAUGCGGGAGCUCACAUGAUUGCCAUCAAGGACAUGGCCGGGUUGCUGAAGCCAGCUCAUGCCGCCCCGAUGAUUCAGGUCAUCCGGUCAGUUUGUGACUUGCCCAUCCAUUUCCACACGCACAACACCUCCUCGGCGCAGCUCGCAACCCUGCAUGCCAUGGCCGAUGCCGGCUGCGACAUCGUGGACGGCUGCUUCGCGGCCUUCGCGGAUGGCACCUCGCAGCCCUCGCUGAACGCCUUCGUGGCGACCAUGGAGGGAAGGAAGCUCGAGGGCCUGGAUACCUACUGGGCGUCCGUGCGGGACAUGUACAGCCCCUUCGAGAGUGGGAUGAAGGCGAUGACCGCUCGUGUUUUCCAGCACCAGGUGCCGGGAGGCCAGUACUCCAACAUGUAUGCCCAGUGCCAUUCUCUUGGCGGGAAGAACUGGGACAAGGUCCUGCAGAUGUACGCGGACGUUAACAUGUGGUGCGGGGACAUUGUGAAGGUCACCCCUUCCUCAAAGGCAGUUGGAGACAUCGCGCUCUUCCUCGUGAAGCAAGGCAUUGAGCCGUCCGACUUCGACAACAUCCCAAAGAUGCAGUCCCUGCAGUGGCCACAAAGCGCCAUUGAGCUUGCCCGAGGCGAGAUGGGGACGCCCCACUUCGGCUUUCCCAAGCGAAUGCAAGCAGCCAUUCUGAAAGGUCAACUGAAGCCUAUGGAAGGCAGACCGGGCGACACCCUCGCUCCGGAGGAUUUCGAGAAGGUGAAGGCGGCCAUGAAGGAGGAGUUUGGCAUGGAGGCAUCAAGUGAGGACCUGAAUGCCUUCCUGAUGUACCCAGGGGUGUUCCGGGACUACAUGAAGCACCUGGCCAAAGCAGGGCCUCUGGCCACGUGUUUGCCAACCCCGGCCUUCUUCUACGGCUUGAAUGUGAAUGAGGCCAUCGAGUUCGAAGUUCCCGGGCCCAACCUCCUGGAAGCUGAGGCCAAGGACGACGCGUCUCUGUCGAAGACGACGGCCAGCAUCCAGCUGACCCGCGUGGGGCCUUUGGAGCGGGACAUGAGAACUUGCGAGUGGCUCGUGGACGGCGUCACCUACCAGGUCUGCAUCAAAGACCCGCCGAAGACCCUGUCCUACGCAGGUCCCAUGGCGGACCCUGCGAACAACGCCCACGUGGCCUGCCCUCUGCCCGGAGUCAUCCGCACGGCGGUCAAGGAAGGCGCCGAGGUCCGCUGGGGGGGGUUGGGGUUUAGGGUUUAG